AUACGAGGGCGCACUAAGCGUAAGAAGAAACUUCCUUCCUUUUUGGUACGUGGAACAGUGAAACGUGGUGUUCCGGGUAAGGCUUUUAUUGUAUUUAUCAAUAAAAUGGGUUUUGUAAAAGUUGUUAAAAAUAAGCAGUAUUUCAAACGUUAUCAAGUUAAGUUUAAGAGGCGCCGGGAAGGGAAAACAGAUUACUUUGCACGUAAAAGAUUAACCAUUCAAGAUAAGAAUAAAUAUAAUACACCGAAAUAUAGAUUGAUUGUACGUCUAUCAAACAAAGAUAUCACCUGUCAGGUUGCAUAUUCAAGAAUUGAAGGAGAUAGAAUUGUAUGUGCAGCAUAUAGUCACGAACUUCCAAAGUAUGGUGUUAAGGUUGGUCUUACAAAUUAUGCUUCUGCAUAUUGUACAGGUCUUCUUUUAGCUCGAAGAUUACUGAAAAAAUUAGGCCUAGAUACUUUGUAUGCUGGAACAAAAGAAGUAACUGGUGAUGAAUAUAAUGUUGAAGGACUAGAUGAAGGUCCUGGGGCAUUUCGAUGUUAUUUAGAUACUGGUCUUAUGCGUACAACUACAGGUGCCAGAGUCUUUGGUGCAAUGAAAGGUGCUGUUGAUGGAGGCCUCAACAUUCCACAUAGCACCAAGAGGUUCCCUGGAUAUAAUAGCGAAUCGAAAUCUUUCAAUGCUGAUGUUCACCGGCAACACAUCUUUGGGCAACAUGUUGCAAAUUACAUGAGAACAUUAGAAGAAGAAGAUGAUGAAGCUUUCAAGGGACAAUUUUCACAGUACAUCAAGAAUGGCAUUACUGCUGACAAUAUUGAGGGUAUUUAUAAGAGUGCCCAUGAAGCCAUACGCGCAAAUCCAGAACACACGAAGAUCACCAGAGAAAACGUACCUGUGAAAAAGCGAUGGAAUCGCGCAAAACUUUCUUUGUCAGAAAGAAAAAACCGUGUUGCUCAAAAGAAAGCUUCUUUCCUCAAAACACUGGAAGAAGUGGAAGCUUAAUUUUAUUGUCUCUUCUUUGCACGAAGUUGAUCAGUGUUUAUAUGCAGCGUAUGCACAGUACAUGUACAGCGUAUAUAUACAGUGCUCGUGUACGCGUGGAUACAAUUUUGGUACAGAAAUAAAGAAUAUACGAUUAAAAUUUUGCAUUUUUUGUUAUAUUAAUAAAAUUAAUGUAAAAUUUAUCUCUGAUAUACCAU
Molecule: messenger RNA, 1196 nt
Organism: Habropoda laboriosa
Lineage: Eukaryota; Metazoa; Arthropoda; Insecta; Hymenoptera; Apidae
Gene: RpL5
Product: 60S ribosomal protein L5
Exons: 6
Coding region: 106-999 (297 amino acids)
Biological process (GO): ribosomal large subunit assembly; translation
Cellular component (GO): cytosolic large ribosomal subunit; ribosome
Molecular function (GO): 5S rRNA binding; structural constituent of ribosome
Source: RefSeq, a predicted model, not a curated record